Molecule: messenger RNA, 3684 nt
Organism: Plasmodium gallinaceum
Lineage: Eukaryota; Apicomplexa; Aconoidasida; Haemosporida; Plasmodiidae
Product: conserved Plasmodium protein, unknown function
Exons: 1
Coding region: 1-3684 (1227 amino acids)
Source: RefSeq, a predicted model, not a curated record
AUGUAUAGAGUAGAAAAAAGUGAUAAUAAAGAAAAAUUGAAGAUAGAAGAACAUUUUAAGAUGGAGAAUAAAACAAUAAAUAAGGAAGUAAAAGAUAGUCAAAAAAAUAUUACAAAUGAAAAUUCAAUAAUUAAAAGAAAAAGCGAUGAAUUUAUGAAUAAUAAAAAAAGUAUUAAUUUAUUAAAUGAAGAACAUUUAAAAAUUGAUAAAAUUUGUGAAAAUAAAGAGGAAUAUAAAUUAACACAAGAAAAAAAUGAAUUCGAAAUAAAUCAAAAAGAUAUAUUACAGGAUAAAAGUUCAUAUAUUGAAAUUAAUUAUAACAUAAAUAAAGAAACAAAUUAUGCAGAAAAUACAAAGAACGAAAAAAAUGAAGAAAUAAAAAACAGUAAAAAUGAAGAGAAUUUUAAGGAUAACAAUGAAUUGGAUACAAUUGAAAAAAAAGAAUUAUAUAAUAAUAUAUAUGAAAAAUAUAAUAGUGUAAAAAAUAAUUCAUUUAGCUCAGAUAAAAACAAUCAAAAAAAUGAUAUAAAAUGUGUUAAUGAUAUAAAAAUUGAUAAUAGUUCAAUGAUUAAAGACAACAAAGCAAUAACUAAAAACUAUAUUAAAAAUAUAGAUAUAUUUAAGUAUAACGAAAAAGAAAAAAUAAUAGAACUACAUAAAAAUGAUAAAAAUACAAAUAUAAAUAUAUAUAAACGUAUGUAUCAAUCAUACAUUCUUUUAAAAAGAGAGCACACAGAAUUAAUAGAAGAAAAUAGAAAAAAAUUAGAGACAAAUAAAAAAUUAAAAUAUGAAUUAGAAAAUUUAAAAAAUAAUAAUUAUUAUUCUAACUUCUUUUUUAAAAAUGAUUCCGAUAAUCUUUUUGAUGAUUUAGCAUCAGGAUUUACCAAUAUUUUGAAAUGGAUAAAUAUGGAAAAUAAAAUUGUUCAAAAAAAUCAUAGUGGUAGUCAACAAAAUAAUGAUUUUUUUUUUCAAAAUAAUAAAAAUUCAGAGAAUAAUUACCAGAAGAUUUCUUCAAAUAAAGUAAAUAUGAAAAAAAAAAAAAAAAAUUUAUAUCUAAAACAAGAAAGAAUAAUAGUAAAUAAUGACCUAAAUAAUAAAAAAAAAAAUUUCAUAAAAAUUGAAAAUUAUAAUAAAGAAAUACAAAAGUUAGAUAUAAAAAAUACAAUUAAUACAAAUAUACAUGAUAAAUUAAAUAAAAAUGAUAUAUUAAAAAAGGAUACUUUUAAAAGUGCUAGUGAUAAUAUUAUUCAUAAUAGUAAUAUUUCUGAAAACGCUGCAGAUAUAAAAAGCAUUACUAAAAAGGAAAUAAAGGAUAACAAUAUUAAUAAUAAAAAUAUAGAUAAAAACUUAAUGAAAAAUGAUAAAAAUAUAAAUGAUGAAAGUAUUAAUAAUGAAAAAGAUAUUGAUAGAAAUUUGAUAAAUAAAGAAAGCUUUAUAUUUAAUGAUAAAGUCGACAGUGAUAAGAACAUAAGUAAAAAUAUUAAAAAAAAAGAAAGUUUUACAAAUAAUGAAAAUACUAUUAGUGAUAAUAAAAAUGUAGAUAAAAGUUUAAUAAGUGAUAAAAAGUUAGAAGAAAGUAAUAACUCUCUUCAUUUAUAUGAUAAUAUGUAUGAGAAUAAUGAAGGCUUUGAAAGAAUUAAAAAUUUAGACAAAAUUGAAAAUACAGAAAAAGAUAAUAACACAGAAGAAAUAAUAAAUUCCUUAAGAAUCUCUAAAAAAAAAGAAAGAAUUCCAACAUUUGAUAAUAGUAAAGAUCGUAAAAUAAAAAAGAAUUCUUUUUUGUGGCAAAAGGAGAAUGUAUUUAAAAAAAAAGAAAUUAAACAUUAUUAUAAUAAAGAAAUCGAAAAUUCAAAAUCAAAAUGCAUUUAUAAAGAAAAUGAUUCUUUAUUACAAAAUGAUUCAAUAAAUGAAAAUAUUAUUGAUUGUAUAAAAAAGAAAUUAAAUGAUAGAAUUAGAAAUAUGAAUAACAUAACAAGAGGUGGUCCUACAGAAAAAUUUAUAUUCCAUAUAUGCAAUUACAACGAAGAUAAAUAUAUUCCUUUAAAUUUAAAUAAUUUUUUUUUAAUUAAUGAAAAUCUUCAUUCAGAUAUAGAUCUAAGUUUAAACCAUUUAAAAAAUAUUGAUUUUAUUUUUAAAAAAAAAAAAAAAAAAAAUUUAAUUAAUAAAAGUAACAAUAUAAAAAAAAAUAUUCUAGUUAAUGCUUCGAAUGAUAGAAAUAUAAAUAUGUGUCCAAAUUUAACCAACUAUUCAAAAAAAAACAACAUAAAUAAUAUGAAGGCAUUAAUGAAUAAAAAUAAAAAUUCAUAUGAUAAUGAAAUAAAAAUUAAAAACACAUAUAAUAAUUAUUCUAUAAAAAAAAAGAAUUACAUCUUUAAAAUUUAUGAUAAGAAUUGUAAUUACGAAAAUAAUGAAAAUUCGAAAGAGAAGAAUUUUUUUUUUUUGACAAACAUAAAGGAGAAACAUUUUUACGUAGUUAAUAAAUCAAGUGAAAGUAUGAUUAACAAGAAUUUUAAGAAUUUUAAAAAUAAAGUAAUGAACAAUAUGUGUAUAACUAUUCAAAAAGAAAAUUUUAAUUUUAUAAUUAAUAGAAUAAAUGCUAUAGAAAGAAAGAGAAAAAAAAAUAACCAAAUAAUUAAGUAUAAAUUUAAGUUAAUUAAAAAUGAGAAAAAUGAAAUAUUGUUAUAUCAAUUAAAAAAAAAUUUCAAUUAUGGAAUUAUUUUUACUAAUGUAUUAUCAAAUACCAAUCCUUUUUGUAAUAAAACAAAUUUUAUGUUUAGAAAAAAUAAGUUUCUACUUUAUAAGAGUAUAAUAAAUAAUAGAAAUAAAAAGAGAUAUUCCUUAAAAAAAAAAAAAAAAAAAAUAGAGAUUGGAAAUAUUUUAAAAGGAAAUGCAGAUAAAGAUAAUAAAAAUUUCAUAAAUAAUUUAAUUUUAAAUUAUGAUAAAAAAGACAUUUAUAAAAAUGAUAACCAAAACUUUAAUGAAAAUAACAUCAAUAAAAUAGAAAAUGCAUAUAAAAUUGACUAUGAGGAAGAAUAUAAAAUAAAUAAUUAUGAUAAAAAUGAAAAUAUUAAAAGACCUAUGAAGAAUACAAAAAUUGAUGAUGCAGAUAGAAUUACAAUAAAAGUAUCAGAAAGUAAUUCUAAUAAUGAAAAAAUUAUAAAUAUAAAAGAAAUGAAUCAAGAAAAAGGUGAAUCAAAUAAUAUAAAUGAAAAAAUAAACGUUUCAAAAAAUGAUGUAAUAGAUAAAAAAAUAGAAAACUAUAUAUUUGAAAAUAAUAUAAAUAUUCCAGCAAACAGUGAAAUUUUAAUACAAUUCAAAGAGUUAUUAAAAGAACAUAUAAAAUCACUGAAUAUUUUAAGUAAAAAAAUUGAUAAAAUAGAAAACGAAAAUAACUGUGAAGUAAUAAUUAUAGGAAUAAAGCUCAUAUUAAAUGAUAAACAUAUUUAUCUCUUAGUUGAUGCAUUAAAUAGUAUAGAAAAUAUAGUAUGUAAAUGGAUUAAUAAAAAUAAAGAAAUAAUUAAAAAUUAUAUAAAAAAUAACUCUAAAAUUUAUAACUUCUUUAAUUAUUAUCAUAUAAAUUUAUAUAUUUUUUUUUAUAACCUUUUAAAUAUUCUAGAAGAUUAUAUUGAACAAUUUCCUUUUUAUUUUUCAAUUGUAUUGGAAGAUUUGUUCUAUAUAUCUUAA